AUGCUUUGGCAUGCUUGGCACAUGGUAGCACAUGGAUUCGAUGGAUCCGAUGGAUCAGUCACGGAAUUGAUUCGUCAGGGGAUUAACGUGUCGAGCUAUCGCCUUGAAUCGGACAGUGUGCGAGGGACAAGAUCGGCGCGCCGUGUUUCGGUGAAAAUUCAUCACUUUGGUGUCGAUUGCGGGUGGUGAAGCCAGCCCUUAUCGCGGUGUUUAUAAGAACGGAUUGUGCGUUUGCGCAGACGUAUUACGAUCCGAACUACGCGUGGAUACGCGUUCCAACGUGGUCCCUCAAACUUGAUUUCGGCUACGUCCUGAAUAAAAAAAACACUCGUGUAUCCGUGCGAGCGAUUUGAUGCUUGAUAUUGGAUAAUGGCACUGAUGCGGGGAUUACGAUCGUCUUUUGUCUUAGGAACGAAUUACGCAUACACGUACGUGUCUAGUCAAGUUGUCCCCGCGAGAACUGUGUCUCUCGUGCGACCGCUUUUUAAGAAUAAAGAGAUUACUGUAACAUUUAUUAAAGCCAAUGGAGAAAGGAUAAAAGCAAAAGGAGAAAUUGGAAACAAUAUUUUAGAUAUUGUUGUGAACAAUGACCUUGAGUUGGAUGGUUAUGGAGCUUGUGAAGGAACACUAACGUGCAGCACUUGUCAUUUAAUUUUUCCUAAGGAUGUGUUUGAUAAUCUUCCAGAUAAACCUACAGAAGAAGAAAUUGAUAUGCUGGAUUUGGCACAAGAGCGAGCACCAACUUCGAGAUUGGGCUGUCAGAUAAUCAUGACUGAGGAACUCGACGGCAUUGAAGUAAGAGUACCAGCUACCAUUAAUGAUGCAAGACAAACAUAAUAUAAUUCAGGGUUACUAUAGACCUGAAAAACCAGGAAAAAUUAAGGAAAUUGAAAUUGAUCAUGGAAAACCAGGAAAAGUCAGGAGAAAGUGUAAAAAAGUCUAGAAUUUCGAAAUAGCUUACAAUUUCCUUAAACUGCUCCUACUCCAAACAAUUGUUACAAUUUUUCAAAAAUUAUACCUGACGUAUCAUUAGACCUUGUUAAAGGUGUUUAGAUAAUUUUAGGCGUUUUAUAUCGGCUCUUUUAAUGCAAUUCAAUCUAAUUCUUUCCAAUAUAAUGCAACAUGUUAUGUAUAUGUAUAA
This is a messenger RNA of Trachymyrmex septentrionalis, 1141 nucleotides long. It is a transcript of the gene Fdx2, whose product is annotated as adrenodoxin. NCBI's taxonomy places the organism in Eukaryota, Metazoa, Arthropoda, Insecta, Hymenoptera, Formicidae. Bases 370 to 837 code for a protein of 155 amino acids. Gene Ontology annotation, molecular function: 2 iron, 2 sulfur cluster binding. Gene Ontology annotation, biological process: P450-containing electron transport chain; positive regulation of oxidoreductase activity. Gene Ontology annotation, cellular component: mitochondrion. The transcript has 4 exons. The record is from RefSeq and is a predicted model, not a curated record.